Molecule: messenger RNA, 1483 nt
Organism: Quercus robur (English oak)
Lineage: Eukaryota; Viridiplantae; Streptophyta; Magnoliopsida; Fagales; Fagaceae
Product: 26S proteasome non-ATPase regulatory subunit 6 homolog
Exons: 8
Coding region: 121-1281 (386 amino acids)
Biological process (GO): proteasome-mediated ubiquitin-dependent protein catabolic process
Source: RefSeq, a predicted model, not a curated record
UAAAAGUAAAAAACACUAAAAAUACUAAUCUCCUAGCUCAAGCAAACUGCAAAGCACAACAACACACACAGUUUCAGAUAAAUCAAACUCAGACGAGUGAGCCACCACCACCGAGUCACCAUGGACAGCCAAGAAGGAACUCAGCAGCCACACCUCGUGCUCGCCAACAAGCUCUUCCUCCUCAGGCACCCUCACGUUCAGGACAUCGAGAAGGUCCGCCUCAAAGACGAGGUCUUCUCCGCCGUCAAAUCCGACGAUAUGGCUCCGUUGUACGAAACCCUAGCUACCGAUUCGGUGUUGGAGAGAGAUCAGCGGCUUCUGGACUCGAUGCGUGCUAAGAUCGACGAAGAGAUUAAGAAGCUUGACGAAAAGAUUGCUGAUGCUGAGCUAAACUUGGGUGAAACUGAAGUUCGAGAAGCCCAUUUGGCAAAAGCCUUGUAUUUUAUUCAAAUUGGUGACAAGGAGAAAGCAUUGGAACAACUCAAGGUGACAGAAAGCAAAACAGUUGCAGUCGGGCAAAAGAUGGACUUGGUGUUCCAUACCCUACAGCUUGGAUUUUUCUACAUGGAUUUUGAUCUAAUUUCCAAAAGCAUUGAUAAAGCAAAGAGCUUGUUUGAAGAGGGAGGAGAUUGGGAAAGGAAGAAUCGUUUGAAGGUGUAUGAAGGCUUGUACUGCAUGUCCACUCGAAACUUCAAGAAGGCAGCCAGUCUGUUUUUGGAUUCUAUAUCAACCUUCACAACUUAUGAACUUUUCCCUUAUGACACCUUCAUAUUCUACACUGUCCUUACAAGCAUUAUAACCUUGGAUAGAGUUUCCCUGAAGCAGAAGGUUGUUGAUGCUCCAGAGAUAUUGACAAUUAUUGAAAAAAUCCCAUAUCUUUCAGAGUUUUUGAACUCCUUGUACGAGUGUCAAUAUAAAUCAUUUUUCAUUGCUUUUGCUGGCCUUACGGAGCAAAUAAAAUUGGACCGCUAUUUGCAUCCACACUUUCGUUACUAUAUGAGGGAGGUCAGAACUGUGGUUUAUUCCCAGUUUUUGGAAUCCUAUAAAAGUGUUACAAUUGAAGCAAUGGCUAAGGCAUUUGGAGUUACAGUGGAGUUUAUUGAUUUGGAGCUCUCGCGUUUUAUUGCCGCAGGGAAGCUUCAUUGCAAGAUUGAUAAAGUUGCAGGCGUUCUUGAGACUAAUCGUCCAGAUGCAAAGAAUGCUCUUUACCAAGCAACUAUCAAGCAAGGAGACUUCCUAUUAAACCGGAUCCAGAAGCUAUCUCGUGUGAUUGAUCUGUGAAGUAUUAUUUGAUUUUCAUUUUGAAAAUGAUGCCAAAAUUUGCACAUUUCAGAGGAACACAGAGCAUAAGGAAGUUCUGUUGGAUGCCUUUUAUUCGUGAAUCUGAUAUUAACUUAUCUGUAACUAAUUGUUUUCCGAACUUAACAAGCAUUGAACAUACUGAUUCAGAAUUCAAUUCCAGUUUUCAGUUUUCUUGAGUUUA